AUGGCUGGAGUGCAAUAAAAGAUCUUCAAUAAUUAAUUUGUUGUAAAAAAAAGGAUUUCUUCAGGUUCAUUUGGUGUGGUGUAUUAAGGAGUUGAUUUGCGCUCAUCAGACCAUGUGGCAAUUAAGGUUGAAAAGUUAGAGGUGGAUGAAUUAUUGAGUUUAGAUAGAGAGGUUGAGUAAUAGGCAUAUCAUUAGAUUCAAAUACUGAGAUCAGUAUAGGGAGUGCAGUAAGUUCCUAGGUUGAAAUGGGCAGGAAAGGAUUAAGGGAAUAAUGUAAUGGUAAUUUAGCUGUUGGGUAGAGAUCUUACUCAUUAUAUGAGAUAGAGAAAACGAUUUAGUCUGCCUUGUGUUUUGAGUAUUGCAGAUUAGAUGCUAACUAUACUUGAAAACAUUCACAAUAAGUACAUUUUCUAUUGAAGCCAGGGGUGUGAUUCAUCGAGAUUUAAAGCCUGAAAAUGUAUUGGUUGGAAAAGAGAAAGAGAAGAAUUUAAUAUAUUUGGUUGACUUUGGAAUUGCGAAACACUUUAAAGAUAAAGAUGAUAAACAUAUGUAUAAAAACUAAGUUAACAAUAGUCCAUUCAAAGACAACAAGCCAUUCCUAGGAACUUCAAGAUAUGCAAGCAUAGCAGCACAUAAAGGGUACGAGUUAUCAAGAAAAGAUGAUCUUGAAUCACUAGGUUAUAUGUUAAUGUAAUAUUGAUACAAUAAAGAGAUUUUUAUUGAAGGGAAGUUUGCCGUGGUAAAAUGUAGAUUAUAAAAACGAAGAAGAAAAAGUUAAAAUAGUAGGAUUAAUGAAAAUGAGAAUUUCAUCUCAGGAAUUAUGCCAAGACUUGCCAAAUGAAUUUAUGAAAUUCAUAGAUUUAGUAAAAAAGAUGAGUUAUAGAGAGAAACCUGAUUAUAAGUAAAAAUAUAGAUAAUUUAGAUACUUCUAAUAACUAUUGAGAAGAGUGGCUAUUUAGCAAUAAGCUGAAUAUAGAUUUGAUUGGUUAGAUGAAAAUAAUCAAGAUAGAAAAUCCGGAUCUGUUUCUCCUAAAAAGCAGUAAUCCAUUAAAGUUAUGGAUUAAUCACAUCUAAUUUAAUAAAUCUAUUCACCUAAGAAGUAAAAAUAAAGUGAAGAAUUUGAUGAUACUGGAUUAUCAAAGAGAGAGUCAAAUGGGAGAUUCUCCAUUGCUAACAACUCUUUAAAUCUUGUGCCUUGUGAAAGCAAAUUAAAUUUAAGACACAAAAGCACAAGUUCAUUUAAUGAGUCAAAUUAACAAUACAGUGACAUUCAACCAGAGGUCAGUUGUAUGAUAGCAUAUCAAAGAAAUGUGAGAUUUGGAUCAUUUCAUAAUGAAAUUAACACUCCAAAAUAAGCAGAACGAAGUACUUCUGCACAAAAUAAGAUUAGAGUUGUUCAUAAAUUAAGUUUGGAUGUCAAACCCAAUUGUUAUAAUUCCAUUGUUGAAUUGCAAUUGGGACUCAUGAACAAUCCAUCAAUUAUGGAUUUUACUGUUAGGAGUUCAGAUUAAAUGAAUGAGGAUGAAAGUCCUUGUCUUGAUGACAAAUGCAGCUUUUUAAAAAAAGCUUCUAUUGAAAAGUAUAGAUUACCUUAUAAAUUGAUAGUUAAUUUAAAAAUCCAAUACAACUCUUCAGAAUAAAUUACAAAGAGAGAACAAGAGUUAAACAUAAUUGA
Molecule: messenger RNA, 1675 nt
Organism: Paramecium octaurelia
Lineage: Eukaryota; Ciliophora; Oligohymenophorea; Peniculida; Parameciidae
Source: the annotation of a GenBank genome assembly